Molecule: messenger RNA, 1147 nt
Organism: Megalobrama amblycephala (Wuchang bream)
Lineage: Eukaryota; Metazoa; Chordata; Actinopteri; Cypriniformes; Xenocyprididae
Product: deleted in malignant brain tumors 1 protein-like
Exons: 4
Coding region: 41-1042 (333 amino acids)
Cellular component (GO): membrane
Source: RefSeq, a predicted model, not a curated record
CACUUCUGAGUUGAUCAAACAGAGAGUAUGAUCAGUGAAGAUGGAGAGCUAUCUAACACUCAUUUUUUUGUCUUCUGUGCUCAGACUCGCCACAGCUGGAAACGUGAGGCUGGUGGGUGGUAGUAAUUCCUGUGCUGGUCGAGUGGAGGUUUAUUAUAAUGAAGAAUGGGGAACCGUGUGUGAUGAUCUCUGGGGUUUGACCAACACUGCAGUGGUGUGUAGAGAGCUCGGCUGUGAUUAUACUUCAGAUACAAUGCGUGUUGCUCACUUUGGACCAGGAUCAGGAAGAAUCUGGCUGGAUAAUGUGGGAUGUAGUGGGUCAGAGCCCUCUGUGUUUAAUUGCCCAAAACUAAAGAUUGGUGAACAUGACUGUAAACAUACUCAAGAUGUUGGGGUUAUCUGCUCAGAUUUAGGAAUCAGGCUGGUUGGAGGUUCUCGCUGUUCUGGAAGACUAGAGGUGCCUCAUGGGAACACAUGGUACACAGUGUGUGCUGCUGCCUUUGACCAGCAGGAUGCAGAGGUUGUGUGUAGAGAGCUGGGCUGUGGGGCUCCUGUACAGGUGCUGGGAGAAGAUGCUUUUGGAAAAGGAGACGCUCAGAUGUGGACACAAGAGCUUCAGUGCAGAGGAGAUGAAUAUCAGAUUGCUUUCUGUCCAGUAUCAUCUUCAAGCAGCAAUUGCCCCCAUGACAAUGAUGUUGAACUUGUGUGUUCUGAAACAUUGAGAUUAGUAGGUUAUGGCAGUUCCUGUGCUGGUAGAGUGGAAGUUCUUCAUGAUGGUCAGUGGGGAACAGUAAGUGAUUAUGGCUGGGAGAUGGCUGAUGCUGCAGUGGUGUGUAGAGAGCUGGACUGUGGAGAGGCUGUAGCUGCACCUAAGCAUGCCUACUUUGGCCAGGGAAAAGGACCAGUCUGGAUUAUUAAUGUGAUGUGUACUGGAGUAGAGUCUGCACUGAAGAACUGUGGAGCACAUGAUUGGGGAAAACAUGCUAAUUAUGCUAAUCAUGCUGAUGAUGCUGGUGUCAUCUGCUCUGGUAAGUUCUCCUAGACAAACAAAAGUUCUUGUGAAAACUCUUUUUAUUAUUCUGUUUCAUCUUACUGCCAAAGCUUUGAGAAAGUUUUAUAUUUUCAAAUCAUGUUGCUAAUUGUAAUU